AUGCGGGCGGCGGACAAGUCACCAUCGGGCUCGCGACGUCGGGCGACUUCCGGGGCCGCGAGCUGCCUGAUUCGACGUUCAUGUGGACGCCUCUAUUCGCCCAGCUGCACAGCCUGGGGCAGCGGCGCGGCUGGGGCAAGGACGGAUGAGGAUGAGGGUGCGAGUAUAUCUAAUGAGCUCAAGUUUGCCGAGAACCUGGAUGCUGCUGCUAGUCUGGUCUGUAAUGCGCUUGUGCGCCGGCUAGGAAGGACGAUGGCCAUCCCUGUCGAGGAUAUCGAUGUUGGCAAGCCGAUUCAUGCUUAUGGAGUCGAUUCAUUGGUGGCGAUGGAGUUCAGAAAUGAAGACUGUGGGUAUGAGAUUGCCGUGUUGGACAUGAUGGGCAACAAGAGCAUAGAGGCGCUCAGUCGUGAUAUUGCAAAGGGUAGUCCAUUGGAUUCAGACGCGCAUGCGGUCUUUGGAUUUAUCAAAGCCAUGAAAACCUUUUUGGACACUUCCGUCCCGUGGUACAUCCAUGAGCCGCCCCAACUGCAGCCUGAAUUUCGCCAGCUAGUCACAGAAUAUGCCAGGGUCAAGCCGGAGCACGUAGAGGCACACGUCCAAGCAGCCCCUUUCCCCUGCGUGGGCUCUUACCUCUUCGCUGAGCUAGCUCUGUUCAAAUACCCAGCCUAUCCUGCAAUUCUCAACCGCCUGGCGUCCGACCCGUCCAGCGUCUAUCUUGAGGUGGGCUGCGGUCUGGCCCAGGACAUCCGGAAGCUCAUCGCGGACGGCGCCCCGGCUGCCUCGCUGCGUGGAACAGAUCUGCAGGCGGGGCUGAUGGCAUGCGGCCACGACCUCUUCCAUGAUUCGGAGGCGCUGCCCCUGGCUACAGAUGGUUGUGAACUUCAGGGUAAGACAUUCGUGGCGGCUAAUUUCCUCGACGACUCGGACGCCUCGCCGCUGAGGGCUUGGGAGGGUGAGGUGGACUUUGUGCAUGCGAGCAUGUUCCUGCAUUGUUUUGAAUUGCCGACGCAGGUGCGUGCUUGUAAGCGCAUUGUUGCGCUUCUAAGGGCGCGGCCUGGGAGUUUGCUGGUGGGCCGGUCUGGGGGCGUGAGUCUGGCCGCUGGCGGGCCGAGGGAGGAAGAGCCCAAGGGCCCGUUGGGGCGCAUCGGUGGUGUAAAGCGGACGAAUUAUCUGCACGAUGUCGGGAGCUUUAAGUCGAUGUGGGAACAAGUAGGGAGAGAGACAGAGACAAAGUGGGAUGUCAAAGUUGUCGAAGAGGAGAUUGACGAUGCUGGAGGGAGAUAUUUUGCCGACGAGGAGCACCGCUGGUUGAGAUUUGAGGUUGUGAGGUUGUAG
Molecule: messenger RNA, 1335 nt
Organism: Diaporthe amygdali
Lineage: Eukaryota; Fungi; Ascomycota; Sordariomycetes; Diaporthales; Diaporthaceae
Exons: 5
Coding region: 1-1335 (444 amino acids)
Molecular function (GO): phosphopantetheine binding
Source: RefSeq, a predicted model, not a curated record